AUGAUCCAAAAAAUUUCUAUAUUAAUCAUAUGUUCCUUUCUGUUAGAAAUCUAUAGUCUAAACUGCAGGACAGAGGGUAGUCUGAAAAGUGAUGAGUUGAAGAAAAUUUAUAAUAACUGCUUGAAGCAACAAGGGGGGAACAAUUAUAGCGGUUCCAAAAAUUCAUCUGAAGACUGGCAAGAUCGUGGUUCGGAUAGAUCGGAAAAAGAAAGGAACAAAAACAAGAGGAAUAGAGAAGAAAAUAAAAACAGAGAACCAGUUAAAAAUUGGAUGGAUGAUAGAUCAGACAGAUCGGUAUACGAAAGUGAUGAUAAUAGACAAAAUUAUUACACCCAGGGUAUGGAUGGAAGAAAUCAAUACAAUUACGGAAAAUCUCAAAAUCAGAAUGACAGAAGAAUGGAUAACAAUCAUAGAAGGGAAGGGGAUUACAGAACUAAUGCUAACAAUUAUCAGCAAAACGAUCAUAAUAGUCAGGACCUUUAUCAAAAUGAUGAAUAUGAAAGUGAAACGCAACGCAAUAUGUACUCGUAUCCUAAUCACCGUUACAAACGAGAUCGAUCCGAAAAAAACUCUGGUCAGCGAAGCCAGUACAAUCCAAAUACUCCAAGAUCGGACGACAACCAUCGCGAAAGGAACUCAAGUGAUUCCAAAGAUGGUGGAAAGGCGUGUGCUAUGCAUUGUUUUCUUGAUAACUUACAAAUGACAGGAGAGAAUGGAAUGCCGGACCGUUACCUAGCAACCAAUGCGAUGACCAAAGAUGUGAGAAAUGAAGAUUUAAGGGAUUUUCUUCAGGAGUCCAUCGAAGAGUGUUUUCAAAUUCUCGAUAAUGAGAAUACCGAAGAUAAAUGUGAGUUUUCUAAAAAUUUACUAGUCUGCCUAUCAGAAAAGGGAAGAGCCACUUGUGAUGAUUGGAAAGACGAUAUACAGUUCAAUUAA
Molecule: messenger RNA, 936 nt
Organism: Pieris macdunnoughi
Lineage: Eukaryota; Metazoa; Arthropoda; Insecta; Lepidoptera; Pieridae
Source: the annotation of a GenBank genome assembly